This is a messenger RNA of Schistocerca serialis cubense, 543 nucleotides long. RefSeq lists its product as uncharacterized. The transcript has 2 exons. The record is from RefSeq and is a predicted model, not a curated record. The coding region runs from base 19 to 492 and encodes 157 amino acids. Lineage: Eukaryota; Metazoa; Arthropoda; Insecta; Orthoptera; Acrididae.
UAUACAUCAUGGGGGUUAAUGCGACCUAAAUGGGAUAGCGGAUCGGUCUCCUCUGCGGAUGUAGUUAGUAAAAACUACUGCAUAGCAGGAGUGAACAUUGGCAUAUGGUUAGACCUUCAUCCGGAGGCAGUGCAGCGAUCUCUCAAUGAAAUAUUUAAGCUGUAUUCCAGUGCCAAAAUACAGCCCUGUAUUCACGCUGUUCUGCCCUUCGAAAAUGUGGCUGAAGGCAUAACGCAACUAUGCAGCCGUGAGAACUUCGGGAAAGUGAUUCUGGAGGUCAAGCAGAAGGCAGCUGAGACACCAGCUGUGGAAGUUCAAACUGCGGUAGAGCCACAGCCAACAACAGCAGUGGAGGAGGCAAAAGAAGCUGACCCAGAAGUGCAGAAGGAAGACUCCGCGUCUCCUGCGGAACCAACGGUGGUCGAACCCCCUCAAGUGGAACAAGCAGAAGAGACUGUUGCAGAGGAUAAGACUGAUGUCAGCGCUCCUUGAUAAGGCGCUGCUGGGAAUUUCAGGCUAUAUGGUGCCGUCAGUACAAAUACU